This is a messenger RNA of Panicum virgatum (switchgrass), 938 nucleotides long. Its product is annotated as nitrogen regulatory protein P-II homolog. Lineage: Eukaryota; Viridiplantae; Streptophyta; Magnoliopsida; Poales; Poaceae. Gene Ontology annotation, molecular function: enzyme regulator activity; ATP binding. Gene Ontology annotation, biological process: regulation of nitrogen utilization. The transcript is spliced from 7 exons. The coding region runs from base 5 to 763 and encodes 252 amino acids. Gene Ontology annotation, cellular component: chloroplast thylakoid; cytosol. The record is from RefSeq and is a predicted model, not a curated record.
UCCAAUGAUGUUUGCGUAUUUCCGUUUUCCCGCCUUCUACCUGCUUGAGAAUCUGCGAGUCCUCUCGUGUCUCAGGAGAGCCGAAGAGCGGCGGCGAACCGAGUCAACUGAAGACCAAACCUCGCCGGCGCGCCGUACAACCGCCGACGACUGCACCAUGUCGCCAGCAUCCUCUGCCGCCGCCGCCGCUCCCGUACCCGGCGUCCUCAUCCGCCAAUCUCCGUCGACCCUGCGACCCUCCUUCACCGCCCGCCUCCUCCCCUCGGGGGCUGCGAGGCCGCUCCAAGCGACGUCGGCCUCCCGUCGCCUCCCUGCCUCGGCCGUGCGCGCCCAGAGCGCCGCCGACCCAGGGUACUUGCCUGAAUCGGAGUUCUACAAGAUCGAGGCCAUUGUUAGGCCGUGGAGGGUGCCGCACGUGUCCUCGGGCUUGUUGGAGAUGGGGAUCAGAGGUGUGACGGUGUCGGAUGUGCGGGGAUUUGGAGCGCAGGGAGGGUCAACGGAGCGGCAUGGAGGGUCAGAAUUUUCGGAAGAUACAUUUAUUGCUAAAGUCAAAAUGGAAAUAGUGGUUUGCAAGGAGCAGGUUGAAGCGGUAAUCGACAAAAUAAUUGAAAAGGCAAGAACAGGGGAAAUUGGCGAUGGGAAGAUAUUCUUGAUCCCUGUCUCUGAUGUGGUAAGAAUCCGCACCGGCGAACGCGGGAAGGAAGCAGAGAGGAUGACUGGAGGACUGUCGGAUAGGCUGUCCUCUGUGGUGUCAAUCUCCUGAGCCAAACAGAUUGGCUGCCUGUUGCGAGGUCAAGCGCGUCCCACCCCCCUGCACUUGCAAUUGUAAACUUGCGCAAUAAACUGCACACAGUGUGCUUCUUGCAAGUGCCGCCCGAAUCAUGCAGUGUGCGCUGGGCCUGAUCAAUAAAAUCCGAUGGAAUUGAUGACAAUUUGCC